AUGACGGGGAAUAAGCAAACCCAUGCGAUGAAAGAUGAGAACGAUAGGCCCGUCAAGAAGCCGUGCAGUUGGGAACAUACCGAGCUCAAGGAUGAAGACCUGUCGGAGAAGCUUGGUGUAGCCAACAAGCAGAUCGUCAGUCUGGAAAAGAUGAAUGGCGAGACUUCCGCUCAGCUCGCUGAAACGGAGGCCAAAUACCAAGCCUUGGUCAAGUCUUGCGGUGAGGAUAUUCAGAAAGCUGUCCUAAGGGCCAGGUGUGAAGUUGCUGCCAAGUAUAAGGGGAUUAUUCUACAAGUCAAAGCCCAUAUCAAGGGCAAAGAUGAUGCUGCGGAGGUUCGGGAGAGCUUGGCGAAGAUAAAUGCCAAUCUCGAGCUGUUGGAUAAGAUCAUCAAGGGCAAACUCACCGAUUACAAAGCCAAACGUAAAGAGGUUGCCGAGGAACAAAAAGCUACCAUAAUGGAACUCAACUCAAUCUCGAUUCCUGUGCUGGACUUUUAUAAGAUGGGGCUCUCCGGAUUUUCACAAGGAUCGUCGACUGAUUCCGAUUCAAAAGGAUCGACUGAUUCGGAGGAUGAGCCGAUGAUGGAAUGGGGCUUGGAAGUUGAAGAUCCCGAAGAAGAGGACGAACAUGGCUCCAACGAAGACAUCGUCCCUGAGUUGGUUAAGAAUAAUCUCUGA
Messenger RNA from Microthlaspi erraticum, 678 nucleotides. NCBI's taxonomy places the organism in Eukaryota, Viridiplantae, Streptophyta, Magnoliopsida, Brassicales, Brassicaceae. The record is from the annotation of a GenBank genome assembly.